Messenger RNA from Dendronephthya gigantea, 1425 nucleotides. RefSeq names its product glycoprotein-N-acetylgalactosamine 3-beta-galactosyltransferase 1-like. Gene Ontology annotation, cellular component: membrane. Lineage: Eukaryota; Metazoa; Cnidaria; Anthozoa; Malacalcyonacea; Nephtheidae. The record is from RefSeq and is a predicted model, not a curated record. The transcript has a single exon. The coding region runs from base 248 to 1204 and encodes 318 amino acids. Gene Ontology annotation, molecular function: N-acetylgalactosaminide beta-1,3-galactosyltransferase activity.
ACAAUGCAAGAUGAAAGACACGAGAUGAAAGACAGAAAUAUUAAAAAGGUUGAAAUGAAAAAAGUGAAAUUUAAUUAUUGUGGAAGAAUAAAAGAGCAGGUCAGGUCACAGCUGAACAAAGCUUCUUUCUAAAACGCAAUAUAUCUUUCUUUUAUUAAAUUGUUAAGUCAAACAGACGACAGAUAAUUGCAAUAAGAGGGUAAUUGGACAGAUAGGAAGUGCUAUUGUGGUAAAGGUAUGAGUGAAAAUGAAGCAAGCGAUUAUUUCAAUGUGCGUCGGGGUUUUUGUUGGGAUGUUUUUAAUGGUCAUGUACAACCGUGCUAAUGAACCGUCCCAAUGGGUUCUGCCUAACAGUCGUAAAGUUACCAUAGAAAAACCUGUAGCCUUUAACGUGGAUGCAAACGACACGCAUCACCAUCGUAGCUCGAAUUACGAUGCUGCUCAACAGGAGUACAAAGAUACCAAAGUUCUCUGUUGGGUUAUGACCAACCCUAAGAAUCAUAAAACCAAAUGCAAGCCAAUCAAGGAGACCUGGGGUAAACGGUGUAAUAUAUUGUUGUUUAUGAGCUCGGAAACUGAUGAUAGUUUACCUGCAGUUGGACUCAAAGUUCCAGAAGGCAGAGAACAUUUAUGGUUAAAAACGAAAGCAGCAUGGAAGUAUAUCAAACAGCAUUAUCUCUACCGUGCAGACUGGUUUCUGAAAGCAGAUGAUGAUACAUUUACCAUUGUGGAGAAUUUACGGCAUUUCGUUUCACAUUAUGAUUCAGAGAAGCCAUAUUACUUUGGUCGGAAGUUCAAGCCAUUCGGAAGCUACAACAGCGGGGGUGCCGGGUACAUCUUUAGCCGGGAAACGGUCCGCCGGUUUGCAGAUGUUAUCGAAGAUAAAGCCCGCUGCCCGGAGGCUAGUUUUGCAGAAGAUGUGGAGGUUGGGAGAUGUUUAGCAAGAGUAGGUGUUGAAGCUGGUCAUACCCUGGACGAAAGAGGGCGAGAAAUGUUUCAUCCAUUACCUCCUGAGCAUCAUCUCUUACCUGGCUACCUAAACAAAGAUUUUUGGCUCUGGAGUUAUAACUUUCAUCCAUAUAAAGAUGGCCCAGAAUGCUGUUCGGAUUAUUCAAUAACAUUUCAUUAUAUCAAUCCUAACAUGAUGUAUCAGCUUGAGUAUUUUAUUUAUCAUCUUAGAGCUUUUGGUAGUGAAAAAAAUUAAGGGAUUGAUGCUUUAGCUUGACUGGGGAUGAAUAAAACAAGGUAGAACAUUCAAUCACCAGUUAAAGGAACCAGAAAUAAAGAAUUCAUCUGUCAUACUGAGAUAUAGUGCUCAGCAAAUUCAGUGCUUACUUACAACAAGGUGUAAAUUUAGCUGAGAGAUAAUUACUCGAGAUAUUAUUAUACUACAGUUGCUUUAGUUUGUAAACGCAGAGUAACAGC